Hypoxylon trugodes is the source of this 1525-nucleotide messenger RNA. RefSeq names its product HAD-like domain-containing protein. Lineage: Eukaryota; Fungi; Ascomycota; Sordariomycetes; Xylariales; Hypoxylaceae. The record is from RefSeq and is a predicted model, not a curated record. The transcript has a single exon. The coding region runs from base 90 to 1439 and encodes 449 amino acids.
UGUUAUUCGAUAGAAGCUCAACAAAUAGAAUAAAUGAUACAAUAUGCCUCAUUGCCCCUUCCUAAAUCUAUAGAUUUGGAAGUAUCGAGAUGAGCGAAGUACAAUCAUCAUGUACUGGACCACAGACACGGCUUCUCAUAACCUGUCCCUAUAGUGGUUCUACAACCGAUUCACCUCAGGACAACGACAGCACGGUAAACGCGGGCAAGCACUUCGUUAUCCACGUAAAAGAGAUUGGAGAAAGUAACCUCAAGAAAUGCGACAUUUUCCCUACCUCUCACGCAUAUAUCGCAGCUCGUCCGGUCUUCCUCAUCCGUGACCCAAUCCGAGUAUUCGACAGUUGGAAGAACUCGGGACGCACAGAUACCCAGGAUCUAAUCAAUUGCUUCACGAAUCUAUUUCGGAAUCUUGAUCAAACUCCUAAUAAUGCGGCGCCGUUUCUUGUCUACGAACAGGUCAUUCGUGAUCCGCGGAAUGAGAUCAAACGCCUUUGCGCAUGGUGGGGAGUGCCUUUCUCAGAGACAACGAUCGGCUCGAAAAAGCAAUCCGACUCCUCAUUAUCCGUCGCAAACCAUGACAACCAAUCAACAAUCAUAGAAGCCAGUUCUUUUGAGGUAGAGAUACCCUACCAUAAUCUCUUAACUAAUAGCGAGAAGGAUGAUAUUGAAGAACGUGUCGGUAAUCUCUAUCUCCGUUGCUGGAAUGAUGAUGUUCAUCGGCUGCAAGCGAUCCUUGCGGAGAAAACUUGGUUCGGUUUUGAUCUCGACGAUACCUUGCACGAAUUCCGUCGCAGCUCUGGGAAAGCUAUGAACGAAGUCUUCGAGAGUAUUUCUGGACGAUACGACAUUCCUAUUCCUGCGUUGAAGGGUGAAUAUUCUAAGAUUCUCAAGGAAAAAACCGCAGAUGCUUUCUCCGAUGGCAAGACGUCGCAUGAUUAUCGACGGGAAAGAUUCACCUCUCUUAUUACUCAUUUCUCCGCAUCUACAGACAAUGAAUUUUUGGCUGAGCUAUUACAGUUGUACGAAACUACUCUCAUGCAGUCGCUCGAAUUGAAAUCUGGAGCGCUGGGUUUGUUAUCGACCAUUAAGAAAGCGGGCAAGAAAAUUGUUGUUAUAACGGAGGGUCCGCAGGAUGCUCAAGAGAGGACGAUUAAAGGCCUUGGUAUUGGUGGAUACGUCGACUUCCUAGCUACCACCAAUCGGUUUCGCGAUACCAAGAUCAAUGGUCUAUUCCCUAAGGUGCUCAACCAUCUGGGCAUUUCUUCACGCGACAUGGUAUACAUCGGCGAUAAUGAACAGCGAGACAUGAACCCCGCCAUGGCCGAGGGCAUAUUUUCAAUUCACCUAGCUGAGGCCGAGCACGUCUCUCUUAAUACCUCGCCACCGCGAAUCAACACACUAAAUAAAUUACGACAUAUCCUCUUGAGUAGUAUACCAUGAUGCACCAGUCAAUCGGCCAGGAUGCUGCCAGGCAUAGUACGUCGCAUAGUAAAAGCAGUUAGGUAUAUAAAAAUAAGUACUGAUAC